ACGCGAAGAACAUGGUGAAAGCCAUGCGUGAUGCGGAGCUUCCGAUCCUCCCAUGUGUCGCACACACAUUGCAGCUGGCUGUAAACGAGGGGCUGCUGGCUCAGAGAAAUGUAGCCGAUGCAGUGGCAGUGGGACGAAAAAUUGUUAGACAUUUUAAACACUCCGCUUUAGCCUACUCCCAACUGGAGGACAUACAAGUGUAACUCAACCAGCUCGUUAAAAGACUCCAACAGGAUGUUCCGACCCGCUGGAACAGCACUUAUUACAUGUUUCAGUCUCUCAUUGGGAAUAUUUGGGUCAGACUACGACCUUCCUGACAACUUCAUUGUCACCGCUCACCAGUGGUCACUUUUUGAGAAAAUUUUGUCUGUGCUUGCUCCGUUUGAGGAACUAACCCGAAAAAUGAGCUCACGUGAUGCACUUGCAUCUGAUGUCAUUCCUGCUGUGAUCGUGCUUAUGAGACUUCUGACCAAUGAAACGGACGAGGACCAUGGCAUUAAAACCAUGAAGGAGACUUUGGCUGCAGCCGUCAAGAGGCACCUCGGUGACGGGGAAACAAACCCAAUGUACUGCAUCGGGACUCUUCUCAAUCUGAGGUACAAAGAUCGCUUUUUCUCAAACAGUGACACUGCUACAGAGGCCAAGGAGAUGCUGAUGCUGCGCAGGAUGUCCACAGGAGAGGCAGACAAGCAGGAGGAUCUUGGAGAUCCACCUGUCAGAAAGCUUCGUAAGGUGCAAGCCAGCAGCAGUCUGGACAGUUUGAUGAGAUAGCAGGUGAACGGGAAUCAACAUCACCGGGCCUUUCACCAGUGGAAGCUGCCAUUCAGUUAGAGACAUAUCUUGGAGAGACCUGGGGCCUCAUUUAUAAAACAUUGCGUAGGAUCCAUACUAAAGUUUGCGUACGCCGAAAAUACGAAAAGGGCGUAUGCCCCUCGCCCCUGAUUUACAAAACUUUGCGUAAGCACAGCUGCAUGCAAUUUCUUGAUAAAUCACACACCAGCUGGAAGAUUGCACAGGUGGAUCCACCUCACAUUCCGCCCACAACACACCCACAUUUUACCAUGAAUGGUCAAUGCAAAGUAACUCAUGAAUGUAUCUGUAUAUAAAUAAGCUGCUGAUCCACGGCAUUUCACGCAGCGCCCCCUGCAGUCUUUUCACUGCUGUGCGUCAGGAUGAAUGAAUCACGUGUUGACCCAGGCCACCCUGCCACUAAAUUUGCUAUGAUCAUGUCCGAUGUACAAAUAAUUUGUAAACUGAUUGAAUGUACAUUUUUUCGGUUCACAUAGAGAAAUUCAUCUUCACUCGGGAGUUGUGGUGUGAAGCAUGUGUGCCUGUACAGGGCUGAUUAAUGGUUGGACGCUCAUCCCAUUCGGCCGCAUAUGGAUAAAUAAACAAAAUUCUUUACUUUUUUUUUUUUUUGCCUUUUUACUGUGAUAGUUGCAGUGAAGAGUGACAGGAAAUGGGGAGAAGAGUAGGAAGACAUGCAUAAAAGUGCCGCGGGCAGGAACCGAACCUGGGCCACUGCGUCGGAGACCACACCUACAAAUGGAUGAGCCAUACAGG
Molecule: messenger RNA, 1563 nt
Organism: Acanthochromis polyacanthus (spiny chromis)
Lineage: Eukaryota; Metazoa; Chordata; Actinopteri; Pomacentridae
Product: zinc finger BED domain-containing protein 4-like
Exons: 2
Coding region: 235-771 (178 amino acids)
Source: RefSeq, a predicted model, not a curated record